Molecule: messenger RNA, 3141 nt
Organism: Morchella importuna
Lineage: Eukaryota; Fungi; Ascomycota; Pezizomycetes; Pezizales; Morchellaceae
Exons: 12
Coding region: 1-3141 (1046 amino acids)
Biological process (GO): transmembrane transport
Cellular component (GO): membrane
Molecular function (GO): ATP hydrolysis activity; ATP binding; ABC-type transporter activity
Source: RefSeq, a predicted model, not a curated record
AUGAGUGCCGCCCAAGAUAAGCGGAAAACGCUGAAUGCAAUCAUCGAACUCAAGCGAGCCCUCGCCCAAACAUCCGAUGGCUCCGAAUCCGACGACUCAAUCUCGUACCCGUCCAACCGCGGCCGCAAGCUCAAGCGAAAGGCCCGCUUCGUGCACGAGGGCGCCCUCAACGACGCAAAGGGCCCGCGUACCUACAAGGAGGAGAUCGAGUACUUCGGCAAACGCCGCAAGAUAAUCUGGCGCAACCGCAGAGCGCGGCACCGCGCCGCCGACCGCGACUCCGCCAGUGAAUCCUCCUCCGACAGCGACUCCAACGGCAGCGCCGUCGACGAAGACGACCCCUAUGCUGAAGUCAAGCUCGACAAGAUCCUCGCCCCACUCGAAUCCGCCGCAGACCUCCCCUCGCACCCCUCCCUAGCGCACAUCUACACCACCACCACGCUCAACGAGCUCCUGCAGCAGUCACUCGACAAGCUCUGCGAGGAGCACGCCCACACCAUGAAGCUCAAAAACCUGCUCACAGUCUUCCUCGGCGACGACCCAUACCAGCUCCUCCGCGAACUCGCCGGCGACCCCGCUGCCCCGGACUCGGCCCGCGGCAGCGUCUCGGGGCCCUCAAACUCCCAUCCUACUGCCGCCGCCGCCGCCAAGCCCACCGAGGCCGACACAGACAUGGCCGACGCCGAUCCCGAGGAGCACGAGCACGAGCACGAGCACGAGCACGAGCACGAGAACGGCGCCUCCUCAGCAACACUAGAAUAUACCGCGCCGCCCCCACCACCCGACGACGACCCCGACGCCACACAGGAAUACAAGAUGGAAGAGAUCCUCCCCGACUCUCCGCCACGGCGCAUGACCACCCGCUCCACACACCCACGCCGCCGGCAGCAACGGCAGCCCCCCCACCGCCUCCACCACCACCGCCACCGCCACCGCCGCGCCCGAAAUCGACGCGUUCUUCUUCCCGCCCGACUAUUCCGUCGACCGGACUUUGGGCUUCCUCCCGCCGAGGCCGAGGACACGCGGUGUCUGUUAUCGACGGCCGUGCAGCGGCAGGACGAGUUCCUGCGCGGGCUGGGCAAGGUGCGUGACGGGCUGCUGCGGGCGGAGCGGCUGCGCAAGGGCGUGUGGGGCUGGUGCCGGGCGAUGGAGGGGACGCGGGAGUAUCUUGGUGGCGGCGAGGUGGAGGAAGUGGUGGGCACGGCGCUGAGCGAUGGCGAGGACUGGUAUGAUGCCGAUGCGUGGGGGCUGGAGGAGGGGCUGGAGAAGGGGAAGGAGGAGGAGGAGGAUGGGGUUGAGACCGUGGUGCAGGGGAAGAAGACGAGGGGGAGGAGGGGGGUGGGAAUUAGUGAGUAUACCCUCGGCGCAAAAGCAUACGCAGACGCAGACGCAGACGCAGAAACGGAAGACGCAGCAGCAGCAAUGGGGAUGUUGAAGGCAUGCAUGCAGAAUGUUAGGUUAAAUUUAGAUCAAUUUCCCGACCAGUGGCUGACAUGGUGGUCCAACUCGAAUGCCACGCACCCCAAUGAGCGUGUUGGAUACUAUCUUGGUAUCUAUGCGAUGUUUAACGUGCUCGCUUUUAUUUCGCUGUGUGCUUGGGCAUGGCAUCUAUUCCACGGCGUGGUCGCCUCGUCGGGCAGAAACCUGCACCGGGAGUUGUUGAAGACGGUCAUGAGUGCUCCCUUCCCGUAUAUUAGCCGUAUCGACACUGGUAUUACGACCAACAGGUUCAGCCAAGACAUGCUCCUCGUGGACGGCACCCUCCCCCUCUCCCUCCUCAACACCGCCGCUGAGCUCUUCACCUUCAUCACCCAACUCGCCCUCAUCGCCGCCGCCACCCCCUUCAUCCUCGCCACCUUCCCCCUCCUCCUCGCCACAACAUAUGCCCUCCAACACCUCUACCUCCGCACCUCCAAGCAACUCCGCCUCCUCGACAUCUCCUCCAAAUCCCCCCUCUACACCCUCUUCAACUCCGCCGCCACCGGCCUCCCCACCCUGCGCGCCCACGCCGCCUCCACACACCUCACAUCUCAAACCACCGCCGCCCUCAACACAUCCCAGAAACCAGUAUACCUCCUCUACUGCGUGCAGGUGUGGCUAAAUCUCGUACUGGACCUCAUGGUUGCCGGGCUGGCGCUCACAAUCACCUCCAUCGCUGUCUCGGGCCGCGCUCCGCUGUCGACGAGUGCGGUGGGGCUGGCGCUGGUGAAUAUUACGACACUGGGAGAGACGCUGAAGAAUUUAGUCGUCUCGUAUACCGCGCUGGAAACGUCGCUGGGCGCUAUUGCGAGGCUGGAGUCUUUCGCGCGGACUACACCGCGGGAGGACGACGACACCACCACCUCCUUAGACCCACCGCCACACUUCCCCGCCACCGCCGGUGCUGCGCCAGCAAUCGAGUUCCGCGGCGUCUCCGCCUCGUACACCCCCACCGGCCCGCAAGUGCUAACCGACAUAACACUCUCCUUCCCCCCCGCCACGCGCACCGCCAUCAUCGGCCGCAGCGGCAGCGGCAAGACCACGCUCCUCGCGACACUAACACGCCUGCUCGACCCAUGUUCUGGCACCAUCACGCUCGGCGGCAUCGACACGCGCGCUGUUCCGCGGCGCGACGUGCGUGCUGCGCUCACGGUUGUGCCGCAGGACGUGUAUGCCUUCCCUGGCACCGUCCGCCAGAAUCUAGACCUAGCCGGCAGGUGCGGCGACGAUGAGCUGCUGCGCGUGCUGACGCGGCUGGAACUGGUUGGUGCUGGGCGGCCACUAGGGAUGGAGGGGGCGGGGGUGCUAGACGCGCAGCUGGAAUGGGGACGGCUAAGUGUUGGACAGCGGCAGCUGUUUGGGCUCGGCCGUGCGGUCGUCAAAGCGCGUCGGGGAGGGGGAAAGGGGGUUCUGGUGCUGGACGAGGCGAUGAGCAGUGUUGACGUUGCGACGGAGCGGGUUAUGGGUGCUGUUGUGGCGGAGGAGUUUGUGGGGUGGACUGUGGUGGCGGUGAUGCAUCGGCUGGCGGGGGUGGAGGAGGGGUAUGGGCGGGUUGUUGUGAUGGAGGGGGGGAGGGUUGUGGAUGUGGGGAGUGUGGAGGAGGUGAGGGGGCGGGGGAGGCUGGGUGGUGGGGGCGGGGGGAGUGGUGGUGUAAGCAGCUAG